Molecule: messenger RNA, 579 nt
Organism: Opisthocomus hoazin
Lineage: Eukaryota; Metazoa; Chordata; Aves; Opisthocomiformes; Opisthocomidae
Source: RefSeq, a predicted model, not a curated record
AUGGAUGAGGAACAUCUCCAUGAUGACCUCCACGUUUUCAAAGACAGAAACUUCUUCCGGCAGAAGCUGAGGUCCUUCUUCGCGGUGUACUUGCUGCUGGCCCUCUCCUUCUUGCUGACCUUCACCCUGUUCGCCGUCUCGCUCUCCCGAGUUUCAGCUCUUUCUUCUAAACUCAACGAGGUGCAGCCGGAACGGAAACAGAACUUUUCUGGCAGGGAUUUUCUCCUGUUCCCCUGCGGACCCGGAUCCAGGGAAUGGGAAUACUUUGAUGGGAAAUGUUACUACUUCUCCCUAACCAGAACGAGCUGGUACAAGGCGAGGGCUGAUUGCGAAGAGAUGCACUCGCAGUUGGUCAUCAUUAACAGCUACGCCGAGCAGAGUUUUGUCAUGUUCAGGACAAGGAAUGAGCGUUUCUGGAUCGGGCUGACGGACGGGAAUUCGGAAGGGGAAUGGGAAUGGGUUGAUGGGACCGACUACAAAAGCACGUUCACGCAGCUCCCCUGCCUGCGCACCCCGGUUUCGGGCAGCGGACCGGGUUUCUUCACCCUGCCCUGGGACGGGCGCUCCCACGAGGUCUAA